Messenger RNA from Penaeus indicus, 978 nucleotides. RefSeq names its product trypsin-like. The record is from RefSeq and is a predicted model, not a curated record. Gene Ontology annotation, biological process: proteolysis. NCBI's taxonomy places the organism in Eukaryota, Metazoa, Arthropoda, Malacostraca, Decapoda, Penaeidae. The transcript is spliced from 8 exons. Bases 1 to 978 code for a protein of 325 amino acids. Gene Ontology annotation, molecular function: serine-type endopeptidase activity.
AUGUCUAGGGCUGUAGUCAUUAACACAUGGAUCUGUAUUCAAUAUUUGCAAUGGAUUUCUGACUCUACAACCGGUGUCUGUGUCGAUGGGAACACACCUGCUCCAACUAAUGCCCCGACGCCUGCUCCUACUCCUGCACCCACGCCUGCCCCUACGUCUGCUCCCAAUUCUGACUGCCCUGGAUGUGGACAAGUGAACCGUGCCAACCGCAUUGUUGGUGGAGUAGAGACGGAGGUGAACGAAUAUCCCUGGAUGGUUUCUCUUGUCAACGGAAAUGGAUACUAUCACUUCUGUGGCGGUUCUAUCAUCUCCAGCCAAUGGGUCGUCACUGCAGCUCACUGUGCAGCUAAUGCAUUUUUUUUUCUAAAUUUUCCUUAUAUUUACAGCAUGAGCACCUCGGAUUACGUGUUGGUGGGAGACCACAAUCUGUAUUCAUCAAGUGAUGCCAAUUCUCAGUGGAUGCAGAUUGCUGAAAUUGUGAGUCAUCCGUCCUAUAAUUCCAAUACACUGGACAACGACAUUGCCCUCAUCAGACUCACCACAGAAAUACAGUUCCCAUCUGACAACAAAAUCGCCCCUGUGUGCCUUCCAACUGCUGGUGAAAUGUAUGAUAAUGUGGAUGCCACAAUCACAGGAUGGGGAGCUCAACAGGAGGGAGGUUCCACAUCAGGCACCUUGUUCGAAGUUACAGUGCCCACCAUGACUAACACCGAAUGCAAUAACAAGUAUGGAGGAAGCAUCACUGACAACAUGAUCUGCGCAGGCAUUCCUGAGGGAGGCAAGGACUCCUGUCAGGGAGACUCUGGAGGACCAAUGGUGGUGGAAGAAAACGGCAAGUGGAAGCUGGUGGGAGUUGUGUCGUGGGGUUAUGGCUGUGCUCGACCUGAUAGGCCCGGAGUUUAUGCAAGAGUUACACAUGGCUCCACAUGUACUCAGUCAACAAGGAGUGUAUCAGUAGAUCCUAGUGAUCACUCUUAA